Mercenaria mercenaria is the source of this 606-nucleotide messenger RNA. RefSeq lists its product as uncharacterized. The coding region runs from base 1 to 606 and encodes 201 amino acids. NCBI's taxonomy places the organism in Eukaryota, Metazoa, Mollusca, Bivalvia, Venerida, Veneridae. Gene Ontology annotation, molecular function: nucleic acid binding. The transcript has a single exon. The record is from RefSeq and is a predicted model, not a curated record.
AUGCGCUGGGAUUCUUCAACAGACGAACUGUCAUUUCCACAAAGACUGAAGGCAGCGUCGAAUAUCUCUCUUCUAACGAAACGUGUGAUCCUUCAAGAAUCAUCCUCCAUUUAUGAUCCACUUGGAUUACUUAGCCCGAUCACCGUGACAGGCAAGAUGUUGAUACAGUCGCUAUGGAAACGUAAAUUUGAGUGGGACGAACCGUUGCCAGAUGACAUCAUUACAGAGUGGUGUAAGAUCAGAGAAGAUACCGCGAAAGCUACCGAAACCAAGUUUAGCAGACAAUACUUUCAAGGCACAACACCCAGGAAAGUAACUCUUCAUGUCUUCUGCGAUGCCAGCACCAAAGCUUAUGGCUCAUGCGCAUACCUUGUUUCCGGUUGUCACAGCACUCUCGUCAUGGCGAAGAAUAAAGUAACUCCCAUUAAACAACUUACCGUGCCGAAACUUGAACUGUGUGCAGCACUUAUAGGCGCUAAACUUUGUCAACACAUAACAUCAACCAUACAAUGUGAAAAGGUAUACUUAUGGAGCGACAGCCAGAUCGUACUGAAGUGGAUUACCACAGCCACAAUUCGUAACCAGACGUGUAACAGAAAUACAUGA